Messenger RNA from Wickerhamiella sorbophila, 1914 nucleotides. RefSeq names its product Target of rapamycin complex 2 subunit sin1. Gene Ontology annotation, biological process: TORC2 signaling. The transcript has a single exon. Lineage: Eukaryota; Fungi; Ascomycota; Dipodascomycetes; Dipodascales; Trichomonascaceae. The record is from RefSeq and is a predicted model, not a curated record. Gene Ontology annotation, cellular component: cytoplasm; TORC2 complex; plasma membrane. The coding region runs from base 1 to 1914 and encodes 637 amino acids. Gene Ontology annotation, molecular function: phosphatidylinositol-4,5-bisphosphate binding.
AUGGCUCUGUUGUACGACAAGGACGCAUUACUGGACCGGCUGAAGGCAACGUUUCUUGUGGACCAGCUCGUCGACCAAGAGCUCGUUGCCGACAGCACGCCGUUUCCGGACUUUACGAAUCUUCCGUCAGAUGAGACGGCCAAACAGGAGGGCCAGGUGGCCAAGUUCUUUCUGAAGCCCGACUCUUCGCCAAAUCGCACUCCCUCUAGCUCGAUUUCGAGCCACAGGUCCGCCAAAUACUCGCCACUCUCCCAGCCGUUCGAACCCCAGAUUGAUCACGACCAUUCAAGUCACUCAGAUACGGACACAGAUUAUGAUUUGAACGAUACAGAGUUUCCAGAGUUGCAAUUGAACAAUUCAAACUCCGCGUCAGGCGACACACCUCUCUACGACCUGGCGUUGGAGGACGACAGUGAUCUCGAGGAGAACAUCGUUUUGGCAGCAGAGCAACUCAAAAAUACGGUGCUGGAUGGCCAGAAUGGCACCGAGGGACCCCAUGCGCAUAUUCGCAAGAGCACAAGCAGUAAUCUUGCUCUGCUGUCGUCACGGAGGCCCUCCAAGCAGCGCUCGAUCAUUGGUAUGCCUACUGAAGUCGGCUCAGUUUUGACGGGUUCAGUUAUGCCUGUGCGUCGACACUCAGACUUUCCUCUAUCUGGGGUUCCAGAUAUUCCUCAACCCACGGAAGAAGAGCAGACUAGGGAACUGGAGGUGGAAAGGGUGUCUGUCGAUGAGAGCUCUCAUGCUACUGCUUCAUUGCUGUCCCAGCAGCUCCAAGAACAGGAUGGCGGUGCUACAAGUUUGCUAAAGAACUACAAAGCAGCAGCUGGUAGUGCCGAUGGAGCCGAACUCAAGUUCUAUAUUCCAUCGAAAACCAAAAAACCUAUCACCGUUAAAGUGCGGAGGGAUUGUCCUGUCAAUAUGGCACUAGGAUACACUCUGUAUUCGUACGUUGAAAGCGGACAAGAACCAAAACUCACCGAAGAAGAGUAUGAUGCGAAUAGAUGGAACGUGCGUUUGGUAGAAGAUGAUGGCAUGCCAGACGAAGACUUUCCUGCAUUAGACCGAGUCAGGUCGAUUACGCUUUAUUCCGUGGAUGAGUUUGCGUUGGUGCCGGCCACGGACGAAGAGUUUGCUGCAAAUUCCCAGGUCACUCCCAACAAGUUUGCUAGGAAUGCCCAACAUGUGCCGAGCCGCAGCACGAACUCAGCUGCUGAAGUACCGGUUAGCGUGUACUUGUACCCAUACGACCCGCUGCUAUCGCAAGCCAUUUUCGACGAGGUUGUUGACUCCAAAAGCACUGUCCAAACGGUGUUUGAUUCUGUCUGCAAAAUUCGUAUGCUUGAGCAUGACAUGUAUGUUUUACGGGUAGGUUCGACGAAGCGGAUCAUCAGCAGCUCGGAACCCGUAGCAGCGAUCGCUGGUCAACCGUUAGAGAUGACUCCGCGACGAGCUCUGCAACGUGAUGAGGGUAUUCUACCGUCGGCCGUCAGUCCCACCAAACCCCUGUUCAAGGAUGCUCGGCGCCGCCUCAGCCAGCGUACCACGGACGACGACGACGGGCUGCCGGCCAAUGUUCUGGGCUACCACCACUACAAAGUGUGGCGGCGGCAGCAAAUGAAGAUUUUGGGCCGACAGCGCCGCGAGUUGGCAAUUGACGGUGAGUACAUCCGGAUCCAGCCGCCCGAGGACCGCAUGGUUGGCGAAAACGAAAAAACUACUCAAUUCCACAUCAAGAGAGUAGGUCGCGUCAAGCAAUCGUCAAAAGUCAGCACGAAUUUCAAGAUUCUCGUCUACAAAGAUGCUGGACCCAAAUACUACUUUUUGGAGGGCGAAACGCCCGAAAUUACUCGAGAUAUUGUCAACCGCAUCAGUUCCAUGAUGAAACGAAGCGGUAGCUCCUUUGUCCGAAGUUAG